Brugia malayi is the source of this 729-nucleotide messenger RNA. RefSeq names its product TAFII55 protein conserved region containing protein. The transcript has 6 exons. The record is from RefSeq and is a predicted model, not a curated record. Gene Ontology annotation, biological process: transcription initiation at RNA polymerase II promoter; RNA polymerase II preinitiation complex assembly. The coding region runs from base 1 to 729 and encodes 242 amino acids. Lineage: Eukaryota; Metazoa; Nematoda; Chromadorea; Rhabditida; Onchocercidae. Gene Ontology annotation, molecular function: RNA polymerase II general transcription initiation factor activity. Gene Ontology annotation, cellular component: transcription factor TFIID complex.
AUGUCAGCGGGAUCAUCCAGAAUAUUGGCCAAAAAGGUACCGCAGCGUGUUGUUGAUGUAGCAGAAGAAGUACAGGACUGGGAGAACCACAUUAUUCUCAGGUUUCCUGACAAUAUAGCUGCAAAAGUCAGGAAGAUGAUUGAUGAAUCUGGCGAUAGUGAACUUGCUAUUGGGUUCCAGCCAGAUAUGCGAAAUGCAACCAUACAAUUUCAGCAACAAAUCAUGUCUGCAAAGUUGUUUGAUCUACCUUGUAUUGUUGAAGUGAUGAAAACUAUCGAUAAAAAAAAUGUUUACAAAGUCGCUGAUGCAUCUCAAAUUAUGAUCUGUUCGGAUAAUUUGCAACCUAUCACAGAAACAUCACUUCAGAGUGAUACGUCGAAAUCGAAACGUGAUAGAAUAUGGCAGUGGCCUCAUGGACUCACUCCACCAAUGAAAAGUGUGAGGAAACGACGUUUCCGUAAAACGAAAAAGAAGAAAUAUAUGGACGCACCUGAGGUUGAACGUGAACUUAAACGUCUUUUAAGAGCUGAUAUCGAAGCUAGUUCUAGUAGAUGGGAAAUUGUUACUCCUGAGGAAGAUACUAAGAGAGUGGACAUUUCUUCAGUCCCUGUGGAAGCUCUUGUUCUUGGAGAAAUUAGCAAUUCGGACGAUGAAGCGUCGUUAAAAGAGAGAAAGCAGCAGCUUGAAGUUCAUUCUGAUUCCAUUUCUCGAACUGAUAAAUUUGUAUAG